Messenger RNA from Alligator mississippiensis (American alligator), 6303 nucleotides. It is a transcript of the gene SPTY2D1, whose product is annotated as SPT2 chromatin protein domain containing 1. Lineage: Eukaryota; Metazoa; Chordata; Crocodylia; Alligatoridae. Gene Ontology annotation, biological process: nucleosome assembly; regulation of DNA-templated transcription. Gene Ontology annotation, molecular function: histone binding; DNA binding. The coding region runs from base 120 to 2174 and encodes 684 amino acids. Gene Ontology annotation, cellular component: nucleolus. The record is from RefSeq and is a predicted model, not a curated record. The transcript has 6 exons.
CUCCGCGGGCGGGGGGGGGGGGCGGCGGCGGCGGCGGCGGAGCUCGUUGAAGCGGCGGAGGUGGCGGCGACGGCCCAACGCUUCCCGCAGCGCGGCCGCCCCCCCCGGCCGGGACCAGCAUGGACUUCCGGGACGUGCUGCUGGUGGCCUCGGAGCAGCAAGGGGGCAGCGCCCCGCCGAAAAGAUACAGCUUGGCAGUAGGCCCCCCUAAAAAGGUUCCAAAAGUCAAGGGUGUUGAGUCUGCAGCAGUACAAGCUUUUCUCAGACGGAAAGAAGAAGAAAAGAAGAAAAAAGAACGAGAGGAAAAAAAAAGGAAAGAAGAACUCUUAGCUAAACGGGUUGAAUUGAAACAUGACAGAAAAGCAAGAGCAAUGGCUUCACGAACGAAGGACAACUUUUAUGGUUAUAAUGGCAUCCCAAUUGAGGAGAAGCCUAGAAAGAGGCGGACUUCUGAAAAUGUCAGCCGAGGGACAGAUGCAGAAUAUACCACAGGAGAUGAAACUGAGCAGUUUGAAUACAGUCAAACUGAAUCUGAGCAUGAACCUGAAGAGUAUGAAGAGAAACCAUCCAAAGCUACAGCGAAACCAAAGGCCCCUCCCAAAAGUGCAGCGGCCCCAAUGAACUUCACUGAUCUUCUCAGGCUGGCUGAGAAAAAACAGUACGAACCAGUGGAAAUAAAAGUAGUGAAAAAGGUAGAAGAACGGCCCAGGACAGCAGAGGAAUUGCGAGAGAGGGAAUUUUUGGAACGCAAAAACAAAAAAGGGGAAAUGCAAAAAGAAAAAAAGAAACCUGAAAAAGAGAUUAAGAAUAUAGCAGCUUCAGGUUCUUCAAAAAAAGUGUGCUCUCAGAAAGAGCUCGUGAAUGCAAAACUUAGCAAAGCUUCAGCAGAUAAACAUUCCUCUUCAAAAGGCCGUUUUUCUUCCGUAAGUUGUUCAGAUAAAAAAUCCAAAGCACCAGCAUUUACUGAAAAGCACUCCAGGCUGUCAUCAUCUUCUAAAUACAGUCAGAUGGAAAAAGCAAAACCUGCACAAAAUGGAUCUUUGAAAAGCUCAUCUAGUUUUAGCCAUAGUAAACCUCCAGUCAAUGGAAUAGGGAAAUCUGGGUCAAGCUCUCAUGCAUUCAUCUCAAAAGCAACUGCCAAUGGGACUCAGAAACUGCUGCCAGCUAAAGAGCCUAGUGUGAAAAAAUCUGCUUCUGCCCAUACAAAACAAGGAGUUGCAGCACCUUCUCAGCAUGAAGCCAGCUCUAGUGCAAAGCGGCCAGGCAGCAGUUCAGGAUCUGGAGGAACUGGGCGUCCGAGCAGUAGCUCACUCAUGGGACCUGCACGAUCAGGUGGUAGUUCAGUCCCUGUCCAUCCAAGCAGCAGUUUGAGCAUGGGACUUGGGCGGUCUGGUGGCAGUGCUAGCAUGGGACCCGGAAGGCCAGGCAGCAGCUCAAGCACAGGACUUGGAAAGCCAGGUGUCAGUUCAAGCACAGGACCUGGGAGACCGGGCAGUGGCUCGGGCUUAGGACUUGGAAAACCAGGUGUCAGUUCAAGCACAGGACCUGGGCGACCAGGCAUUAGUUCAGGCGCAACAUCUGGAAGGCCUAGUGGUUCAAGCAUGGGACAUGGGCGACCAGGCAGUGGCCUGGGCACCGGACCAGGAAGGCCAGGCAGUGGUUCAAGCGUGGGACCUGGGCGACCAGGCAGUAGCUCAGGCAUCACUUCAAAACCGAAGUGUACUGUUGUAUCGGAAACAAUUUCAUCUAAAAAUCUAAUCACAAGACCAAGCAAUGGACAGCUGAAUGGAAUGAGACCUCUCCCAGGGCACAGACCACCAGGAUUUCCUCCACAAGGUCUUCCGAGGCCUUCUCUUCCACCAAUAAGUUAUAAAAGGCAAAUAUGUGAUGAAGAAGAUGACUCUGAUUCUGAAAUGGAUGAUUUCAUCGAAGAUGAAGGGGACUCCCAGGAAGAAAUUUCAAAACAUAUUCGAGAAAUAUUUGGAUAUGAUCGGAAAAGAUACAAGGAUGAAAGUGAUUAUGCCUUACGUUACAUGGAGAGCAGCUGGAAAGAGCAACAGAAAGAAGAAGCCAGGAGCUUGAGACUUGGGGUACAAGAGGACCUGGAAGAAAUGAAACGAGAAGAGGAGGAAUGGAAACGCAAGAAGCAGGCAAAGAAACUGAAGACACACUGAGUGGCAGUAGUUUUGUCCUCUUUUCCUACUUCCUUUGCCACCACUUUGCCUCCAUUUUUCAGCUCCUCUUAUAAUUUUACUUCCGUUUUUCUUUGCUUACUAGAAGGUAUGAGAGUAUGUAAAGGGAAGAGAGAGUACUGAAAAGCAAGGCUUUAGUUUGACCUAAAGGAGAUAUUUAUUUUUAAUACUUGCCAGGGUUAAUUUUUUUACAAAGAAAGUAAUGCACUAGCACAGAUUAUUAGAUGGAAUAAAAAUUUAAUGAAUGUUUCCAUUGAUUAAACCAAUUUUCAACAUGCCAGCAGAAAUAUUAACUAGCUAUGCACUGGCUUGCAAUCAUGUGGGCCCACAUACCCAUAAACCUGUUUUUCAUUUUAGUUAGAAAAAAAAUGUAAAUGACAUUCGUGUUCCUUAGUUAUUUUGAGAGAGAAGAAUAUGGCUUUAUGUAUCUUGAGUCUCUUGAGUUAAGAUCCUUCAAAAUAUGGAAAUGUCAUCUGUACAGAAAAAGCUUGGAUGUAAAUUUCAGCCAUUGCCACAGAUGCCUAUAGCAAUAAUAUGAUCUAUGCUAUAUAUUCUUCUGAUUCGAGAAUUUUGUCUCUUAAUAAAAAUAGUACUUAAAAAAAAAAAAAAGAGAGAGAGAAAAAAAAACCCCAGACCCAUCAGUUUCUGAAAAAUGCAUUUCAUUCACAGUUCCUUGCAGUUAAAGUGUGACCAAAAGAUUACAUUGGCAUCUGCUAUGUCUGGAAUUUCAAUACCGGUUUAUUUCAGGAAGUCAAAUAAAGAGCAUUUAUUCUGAAAAAUAGGAAUUUGCUGUUUGUAUGAACUUGUGCUUUUGGGCUCAAGCAUAUACUUAGCAACUUUUUUCUGCCCUUUAAAGCUUAAAAUUUGUUUAACAAUUUUCUUCUGUUCUUAUACUUUGAGUGUACAGUGCAAAUAUUUUUUUCUUGCGUUAAAAACUAGGUGAUUUUUUUUUUAAUGAUUUUAAGCUAUGAAGAGUUGCUUAUGCAAGCAGUUCCAAAGUCUGGCUGAGUACAUCAGAAUUAGGUACAGCAUUCUCAAAAGUGCUUGUUAGGAUCAAGCAAAAAUGCAUUUACACUUCCUCAGUGAUGUUAAUACCUUUGUAGCUAUCAUCACAAUUUCCAUUUCAUAGAGGGAAUACUUCUAAUUUUUUCAGCAAACCAAAAAACUAAGUGUAAUGUGUAUCAAGAGAAUUCACCUCCUUAAUUUGGUGCCAACAUUGCACAUUUAUUUCAAGCUAUGCACUGUAAAAAAAAAAAAAAAAAAAAGUUUCCCUUCAAUAAUCGAGCAUAUUAAUAAUCAGCACAGGGUUCACAUAAGUGUACACCGAUUGCACUCUGGGUAUGCAGCCCCAGUCUGAUGAUGUAUCUAUUUUUUUUAAUUCCCCCCCCCCCACCAAGCCUUUUGAAGUUGGUGUAUCCAAGAUAACCAGUAUCACUGUUCAACUCUAAUUCAGGCCCAUGCUGCCACUAGAAAUUCUUCUAGCGUUAAAUACUUGAAUCAUUGCUAAUGUCUAAUGUUAGAAGCAUUUGUCAAAAGUGUUACAAGGGUUUGAAGGCAGAGGUAUGUGGAAGAGAGUGGCCAAAGAAAUAAGGAAGAGAUGGAGGAAAUGAAAUUCUGUACAAAAGUGAGUAUGAACACAAUGAAAAAAACUUUUCUUAUUGGAGAGCAUUUGUUGUCAGUGCUGCCUCCAGGGACACCAAUUCAGACACGAAGAGGAAAGGAGCAAUUGUGGGAGCAGAAGGGGUUUAAGCACCUGACUCUUAAUGGAAGGAAAAAUAGGGUGUGUCCCUGGCCUAAACUAUUUUUUGUCAGUGGUGUAGCAUUUUACCUUCUCAGCAUAUUGGGGGCUACAGAUUAGUGCAGUAUUAGUAGAUGAGGACACCCAUCUGAUGGUAGCCAGAACUGUUCCUGUAUAUUUUUGAAAAAAAAUGUGUAUAUUCAUCAACACCCAAAAAACCGAUUCUUAUAUAAACAUUUGAGGUCAUACAACAUACUGUAAUCUCAUUGCUUGCGUACUUAAAAUGUCUCUGUAUAUUUGCUCUGCUUAAUGGGACCAGCUGAAAUUGAUUAUGCUGUAGUUCCUAGAAUUAUCCGCUCAAGGCUAUGACUGUUGGGACCAUGACUAAGUGGCUGUUCAUUUUAUUUUUUAACUGAAGAGAAUGUGUGGAUCUUUGUCAGCUGAGAUAUCUGUAUUAGCCAGGAAAACAAGCAUCUGAAUUGUUGAAAAUGCUGACUGUUCUGAAAUGCAAGAACUGUAUUUGUGGUUUGAUCCGUUGAAAUUUAAAAACAUGUAUGUUGCAAAGUGACAUUAAGGCUGAUUCAGUUUGGAGCAUUUCAGAUGAACACGGGUGAAAUAAAGUCCUGAUUAUCAUUUAUUAACCUACAUGAUACAGUGAUACGUUUUAAUUAAGCACUCUGUACCCAAUGAAUUCAGUUCUCUAAUCUUUAAAGCCUUUUCUUGUCAUUUGUCUUGUAGAUUUGGAUCACUGGAACGUGAUUCCAAUGCCAGCCUCCUUCAAACAUUGUAUACCUUGUGUUGUAUUUGUUCCUUCUCCUACUAUCAUUGUUUACAAUUAGUUUUUAUAUUUCAUGUAGAAAUUUAAUUCAUGGACACAUUUGUAAUUUUAUAGUCAAGAAGUACUUUCUCAUAGCUGCUAUGGGUUGCCAAUGAUUUCUCAAAUUUUGUACAAAAUACUGGAUUUUAAUUAAUAUGUGUUUGUGCAGUCACUCCAUUGUUUGUAAAUCAGCUAGGAAGCUAAUAAGAGGUUUUGGGCAUUUAAAAAAAAAAAAAAAGGAAAAAUCUUGGUCUUAUGUCCAAAAAAUGUCUACCAGAUAGUCUUGUUAACUUUAUAAAAUAAUCUAAAUAUUCUUCAAAAGCACAUAAGGAUUUGAAGCAAAGAGAAAUUCCAAAAAUGUCUGUUCUGGCAUGUAAGGAUCUACAUUCAGCUGGUCAGAGGCAUAACGAUGUGGCCAGGUACUAGGGGCAGCUGCCAGGUAGGAGCAGUGGUGACUUUCGGCUGCUGGUGGGCCACCAACAUCAUUGUGUGGCUGCAGCAGCUGCCAUUCUUUCCUACUUCUGUCUCCUCCAAGUUGGCACCCAGGGUGGGAUCCCCAGAUGUCCCGCCUUAGUUAUGCCAUUGCUGCUAGUGACUUAAUUGUAGUUAAUGAAACUAGCUUUGAUUUUUUUUUUAAUUAUUUUUUUUAGAUUUUUAACUCAAUGUUUGAUGAUGUGCCUUUUUUACUAAAUUAUCUAAGAACUCUAUUCAUGAAUGUAGGAAUAUUUUUAAAAAGUGAGUUUCUGCUCCCACAGAUACUGUAUCCUUUUAAACUUAAUAGCGUGGAAUUAUUUAGUUUUCAUAAAAACCCUUCCAGGUCUGGCUUUGAUUGCACAAUUACAGUAGCUGCAACUUUACCACUAAUAUCACUUAAUUUAAGGGCACUUUCUAUUAAAGACUCUUUUAAAAAUGUCUUGUAUUUACAUUUUAGGCUCUGCUUAACUCUUUACAGCAAUGUCCUUUGGAGGCCAGGGUAUUGCAUAUCACAGAAAGCCUUAGUGUGCAACUCUGUGCUGUGCUUUAAAGUAGAAAUCUUUCACAAAAAUAUAUAUAUAUAAAAUCCCUCUAUGGGAGUCUGGGUUUAUUUUUGUGUAAAGCCCAAAAUAUUGCCCAGGAAAACUAAUUUUCUAUUUUUUUAAUUUGGAUUUUGUAACACAAUCUAGUAGCUGAAACAUAUUUCUACAGAUAUAGCAGGAGACCAAAAUACAUCGCAAAAAAAUAAAUAUAUGAAGAGAAACUGGUGUUAAAUUGUGAUGAAUGUACUAUUUAUUUUGGUGAGUGGGUGUGAUGCAAUAUUAAACUGUUAGUGUGUAAAUAAGGGUGGUUCUAGUUUUAGUCUGUGAUUUUCCUUUUCUGCUGAAAGGGUCAUUUGUGCACAAUGUCUUUACACAAUGUGACAAAUAAGGUAAAAAAAAACAAAACCAAACCUUACCUAGCUUAACUGUUUUCUGGUGCUGUCAAAAAAAAAAAAAAGUGUAUACUUUUGCAAGCACAAGAGUGCAAAUGAAAGUUUUGCAGAAUAUGUAUACAAUAAAUUACCAGGCAUUAAACAUUUA